AUGGGGUUUCUCACUUUUGCAGCAGCAGGCGGCGGCCUUAUUCUGAUGGGUGCAUACGAAGCCAUUUCUACCUCAAUCCAAAUCCCAGACCAAGAUUCAACUCCGUUGUCACCUCCAUCUUCACAAUCCUCAAAUACAAGAACGCAGACGAGCAUCCAAUCUCGCACGUCGUCGAUUUAUUAUCUCGCUGCCUCUGUCAUCUCCUUACUUUUCGUUCUAAAUUCUUUGGUUUCGUUCUUUGACGCAAACGACGCGAGUGACCGAGUCGGCUCAGCCCUCCAAUUUCAAGUGAUGGCAAUCGCCUCGCUCUUCUUGCUCUACGCAAUCACGGGUCUCCUGGUAAACUUCACAAAUUCCACUAUGCCUUGUUCGUUGCUCAGUUUGGUUGGUCUUUUCGCUUUCAUUGAAGAAUUUUUACUGUUUUACCUUCGAAAAAAAGACACUAGUGGGAUUGAAAAUCGGUACUUUGAUAUGUUGCUUGUGCCAAUUGCCGUUUGUAUAUUCUCCACAAUGCUUGAAUUCAACAACCCAAAAUCGAAUUACCCUAAAUUGGCUCGUGGGGUUGGGUUACUUCUGCAAGGAACUUGGUUUUUGCAAAUGGGUAUUUCUUUGUACACCAAUUUGAUAGCUCACGGGUGUUCUUUGCACGAAAAGAGCAGAGGGAAUUACACUGUGAAGUGUAAGGGGCACCCCGAAUAUCACAGGGCUAGAGCCAUUGUCACACUUCAGUUCAAUUGCCACCUUGCUCUUCUAGUGAUUUUGGUUGUGGGAGUGUACUCAAUUAUUGGUAAGAAAACUGGAGGCAGGGGUGAUGUUUCAAGCUAUAAGCCCGUUGGCGCCGAAAGGCAUCAAUUUGAUAAUCAGAGCCAGUUUACUUUGGAUUCUGAAGAUGAUGAUGUUGAUGAAGAGAUUAAAGAAGAGGGAAACUUGGCAAUACAGAAGGCCGGUGAAGUCGAAUUGGGGAUGAAUGGAUAUGGUUCUCACUAG
Prunus armeniaca (apricot) is the source of this 987-nucleotide messenger RNA. The record is from the annotation of a GenBank genome assembly. NCBI's taxonomy places the organism in Eukaryota, Viridiplantae, Streptophyta, Magnoliopsida, Rosales, Rosaceae.